AUGUUCCGAGCGCAGUGCGCUUGCAACGACCGAUCCUUGCGUAUUUUGAUAAAGAUUUUAUCAUCCAACACGGCAUACACUGAAUACUUGAUCGUAAGUAGUAGCCAAGUAGGAGAGGUAUCGUACGGUGAGCAGUGGUUAAACUUUGAAGAUUACAAGAUGAAACAUUUUGCUUUCUGGAAAGUCAUAGCGCCUAAAAACGAAGCACAAAAUGUAGAAUGGAGAAAAGGAUCCUGCACUUGCCCACAGUUUCAUAAAAAAUACGUUUGUAAACACCUUCUAGGGCUCGCUAUUAGAUUGAAGCUCGCGACUCCACCUAUGGAAGCGAAAGCACUACCUAUAGGACAAAAAAGGAAACGGGGUCGUCCUACUAAAUCCAGACCUGCUCUUAAAAUACAAUGA
Molecule: messenger RNA, 402 nt
Organism: Parnassius mnemosyne (clouded apollo)
Lineage: Eukaryota; Metazoa; Arthropoda; Insecta; Lepidoptera; Papilionidae
Source: the annotation of a GenBank genome assembly